Haemonchus placei is the source of this 495-nucleotide messenger RNA. The record is from the annotation of a GenBank genome assembly. Lineage: Eukaryota; Metazoa; Nematoda; Chromadorea; Rhabditida; Trichostrongylidae.
AUGACAACACUACGUACGCAUUUCUCAGUGAUUAAUAUAUUUGUGGACUCGAACUCUCUGAACUGUCUCCAAACGAAAGACGACGACAGCAUGGGGGCACAGCUGUUCUCGAGGGCAUCGACUGAAUGGGUUGGAUCUGAUCAAUUGAACACCAGUCUCUCGUGCUGUCCAGCCAUGAGGAAUUUCGUUCAAUUACUUGCGUUGUUUAUUUUGACACUUCAAGUGUUUGCGGAGGAUUUUCAAAAAAUCGGCUUUAAGGAUUGCAAAUCAAAAUUCAAAGUGUUGGACGUUCAAGCGUCCGGAUGUCAUCUGAAGGAUACACCAACUGGUAGAAAACUCUGUGAAUUUAAGGAGGGCACUACUCCGAGGAUUCGAAUUAAGUUCAUCCCAGAUGAAACGGUGUCAAGCUUGAAAACUCAUAUCAAAGCAAAAAUUGGUCAGACGUUUUUGGAAUUCCCAAUGGCCGACGCUGAUGCCUGCAAAUACGGUAGGUAA